Molecule: messenger RNA, 615 nt
Organism: Cyclocybe aegerita
Lineage: Eukaryota; Fungi; Basidiomycota; Agaricomycetes; Agaricales; Hemipholiotaceae
Source: the annotation of a GenBank genome assembly
AUGCGAAUUCAUCCUCUGCCCACUCUUCUACCACCUCUCUCCUCGUCGUCGCCCUUCGCCAGUCUUUCGCACUCAGCCCAAGUCAUUCCAUUCCCCCACCACGCACUCACAAUCUCAAAACCCCACUCUUCCUUUCAAGUUCCUCCCACCUAUAUCCAGCUCGGCAUCGCUCCGACACCUACGGAGAAGAAGACCAAGGUGGAGGUGGACGAGGGUCCUCGGAAGAGCCCCAUCCUGGUCUCUCCUGCACCCACACCUGUCCCUACCUCCGAAGACGAAAGUCGCGUAGACGGAGCUGGAGGUAUCGACAUCAACAUCGACACCGACACGGUGGGCGUAGAACUCGAAACGACGACGUCGCUCGUCGAGCCGCUCGCUCUUGCUUCUUCUCUUUCCUCUACUUCUUCUAGCUCUUCGUCUUCGUCUACGUCUUCGGCUUUGGCGUCCGCGUCCGCCCCUCCACAAGACUCAACGACUCCCACACGAAACCGAAUACCGACACCACCUGCGCCCGUUCACCCGUUCCCCCACACGACAGCCAAGCUCGAGCUCUUACCCUUGACUCAGAGUAGGACGGUGCAUGGGAUAGACGUGGAGGAGGAGGCGAGGCUAUAG